Molecule: messenger RNA, 4266 nt
Organism: Acaulospora colombiana
Lineage: Eukaryota; Fungi; Glomeromycota; Glomeromycetes; Diversisporales; Acaulosporaceae
Source: the annotation of a GenBank genome assembly
AUGGCCAGCGAGACUUCGCCCGCUCCCUCAGAAUAUCUUACAGAAGCCCAAUUCGAAACCACAGAUUCGCUAGAGGAGUUGACUGAAAUCGAAAAUGCGGAUUCACGAGAGCGGUUGACCGAAGCUGAGAUAAUAGCCUCUACUUAUUUAUAUCGCAAUGAAUCAAUUAAAAUCCUCGCACUAAAUAUACUAAAACAAUCCGACGAAAUCAAGUUCAAUGAUAUCACAAUUCCUGAACAGAAACCCUGUAUAUGCUGUAAAGGCAAAAUUCUUUCGACACCCCCUACACCGAUUACUAUUUUAACCUGCGGGCAUGUGGUCCAUCGAACAUGUGUUGAGAAAUUUCUUGUAAAUAAACCAGACCCAAUUUGCCCUGAUUGCGGUAAUUUUUUUACUGGCUCAGAACCGCAAUUUUUACUUCAAGCAAACGAGAUUAAUAUGGCUAAAAUGGAAGUCAGGCCCAGCAAAAAACCUCGUGAAGAUGAGAAAGAAGAGAAAGAAUCCGGUGUUCUGAAAAGACUCAUCAAAGAAUUGUCCGCCGAUAUUUCCGAAAUUUCUGAAGAGGGGAGUAAUGAAAAAUCCAGUGGUGAAUCCCAGCCUCAUAAUUUUUUAUAUUUCUUUAGUAUGAUCACCCAUGCUGAAUCGAAAAAUGAUACUACGAAUCGAGAAGUAAUUAGUCGGUAUUUUGACUUUGGCAAAGCUUUAAAAGAACGACAUAAAGAAAUUAAAAAAACUCAUAAUAGUAGUGCGUCUAGAGCUCUUCUCAAUCUCGAGCUACCGUUUUUGGUGGUUUAUCAAGUAAUGAACGAAGAAGCAUGGAUUGCAAAAGAAACUUUAAGACAACUAUUACAUCAAUCAAUUUCAGCAGUUUUGCCUUCAUACACGCCCGAUUCAGACAAACACCGAAAGCUUCUUGGAUUGCCGUUGAAGUUUUAUGAUGCCUUUGAAGGAGUAUGUAGUCUCCGCGAUUUUGAAGUUGCAGGACAAGAAGAAGAUCUACCCACCGAGAAGAUUGAAAAUAACUUGCGAAUAUUGAAGGGCAACCUUAAAAAAAGUAAAGCUCGAUACGCCAAAUCUUUACGAAAAUGUGUAGGUAAGGUUAAAUCUUCAGAACUUUCAUGGCGCGAUCCACUCGCAAGUCAGGUUCUUAGUAGUGAAAUGGAGAUGGUUAAGCAAUUACCGAAAGAAGAGUAUGAGUCUUUCAUGGAACCGGUAAAAUACAUGCAAGCACCUCCACCUUCUUCAAUCAAACCAAUAUGCGAUGAAUUCGUAUCAAACUAUGACGAUGGUACUAUGGAGAUUCCCCCUCAAAAACUUUCACAUGUAAAUUGGUGGGAGAGGGGAGAGGUUCUUAGGAAUAUCACAGUUAGAAUUCUUGAAACUCUGGGUGAUAUUUGGAAAAACCCAGCUUUUAGCCCUAAAUUCGCUAAAACCCAAAGUGAGGGGACAUAUGUGACGGAUAUUAUUGUCCCUAUCAUUCGAGCCACACUAAAAGAUCUACCAAUCGGAAAAUCUGCAUAUAUCAGCACGGCAGAACGUCAAAGUGUGGCUAGCAAAGACAGAAGAGGUGAAAGAGGAAAACGUCCAGAUAUUAUGUUCAUAGUUAAGCAUGAGGAUAGAAUCUAUGAAUUAAUAUUUGCCGAAUGUUCACGUAUUGUUUGUGGUGGCACCAAAGAAGAAGAUGAUAGACAUAAAACUCAGCUGGAGACUCGCCAGUUAACGGAAAAUGAAACUCGUCAAUAUAUUAUAUCCCAAUGGAUUUCCGAAGAUUUUCUUGCUAGCGAUCUUAAACCGAGUAAAGUUUUACAACCUGCUACCUUUUUGGAUCCCCAGUUUACCUUUCUCGAAAAGUUUCUUGAGAAGAGACGGCAGAGACAAGUUGUUCGAUGGUUGCUCAACCAGGGUUUACUUCCAUCCAAUGCUAUAAAAACCAGUACUUAUAUACUCGACUUUGCUGUACUAUCUAACCACCAUCUCGAAAUAGUUUCGAACGCAAUUCAGGAGAAUUUAUACAGAAAUGAUACUAGAAAGAAGUCUUUAUCACCCCAAACCGUCCAAGUGAUUCCAACUUCUUCUGCGAUACCCCAAGAGUUUAUGCGUUUACUCGAAUCAGAGAUCUUUAUUCUAGCGGAUCAAGGGUAUCAGCACGUUUUUAAUCCGCAAUGUUUUGCGAACAGUUUUGGGGAAAGUGUGGUGGAUUUUUUUGAUAUUGGUAGAAUAUCUGCAAGGGAAUCAGAAGCGGUUGUAGACAGAUACUGUAAACAUAUGUUCGAUGAUCCCACACACCAGUCCAAGCAAUUUAAAUCUGAUUUGAUAGAACAUUUUGGAUGUUUUACCGACAGCAACAAUAUGCCAUACACCACAACAAACACCGCCUCUUCUCAUCACAAAGCACAUCAAAAAUGUGUUCAAGAUUUGAUAAAAGGGCUUCAACCGAUUUCUGGGUCAGUUAAUAAGUAUCUCGAAACCACUUAUCCAGUUUUAUAUUCUAAGAUGAAGAAACUUGAUCUUGGGCCGAAUGUUCCGAACUCUUUUGGUGUUUUUCCGACGGUUGCUGUUAAUUAUAAUAUUAUUUGCCAAUUCCAUCGGGAUAUGAAGGAUCAUCGAAACUCCCUCUGUGUGGUUUGCCCGCUUGGGAAAUUCAAAGGAGGAGAAUUGGUAUUUCCCGAGUUGAAGUUGGUUGUCCACGUUAAACAAGGGCAAGCGGUGGCCUUUAGAUCGAACCUUUUGAUUCAUGGGAAUCUCCCAAUUGUCGCUGGAACUCGGCAUAGCGUCGUUUUUUAUAUCCACAAUACGGUGAUUAAACAAAAACGAAAGUUUGGCUCUCUUUUUGCUGAUUAUGAGUUGGACUGGGAUAAUAGCGAUGGGAACUCGUCACUACCAAAAUAUCUUCCUCCGACGCUAGGUUCUGGAGAUAAUACUCAUAAACCAUUGGAAGAUGAGGAGAUCGAUGAAUUCCUGGAUUUAAAGUGUAAGGAAAGGGUAAGUGAAGAGAUUAUCCAGAUUAUUAAAGAAAAGAAACUUCGGGAUCAAGAGGUGUCUUCAGGAAGUCAAGACACUUCUCCAGAAGAAUUGAUUUCCCCUCCAUUGCCUUCUAUCCAUAAUGAAAAUUCUAAUCCUGAAGUGAAACUUUCUUAUUCAGAGUCUAAAUCAUCUGCUAAUCUAUUAUCCAAUCAGAAAAUUCCCUAUAAUCAAAAAGUAGAGCGAGGUUUAAGGCAUGAGCUAUUUAUUUGCACUAAAGAGAAUAAUAAUAAGUCUAGUAAAGUAUUUGAUAUUCAGAUUCCUGAAUUCACUUUAGAAACGAUUUUAACAGGAUCUAGUAAGGUCACAUCACAAAAUAUAGUUGAUCUAUUUAGGGUAGCAAUGAAGGUUCGACAAAAAGAAAGUUUGUGCUGGUAUUGUUAUUAUAAAGCGUACGAAAACCGUGUCAGUGAUGUUAAGUCUGCGAAUGAUAUUGAUGACCAAUCAGCAAGAACGAUUGUGUAUAAUGAAAUCAAAUUGCUUCUUCCAGAUAUUACUGAUGUAAACUUGCAUAAAAUAACUUCCAGAGCUAAAAAAGUCUAUGUGUUAUACGAAGGAAUAGGAAUAGAUAAAAUUAGUCAAGUGACUUAUAGCGCAAGUGCUAUCUCAAGUCUAAAGGAUAUUCAAAUUCAAAAUAUUAUAAACGAUUUUUCCAAGAAGUCGAUUGAUACAAAUAGCCAAAAAGUGAUCGGCGUGACAAAUUGUCACGCGCAUAUGCCAGAUCCAUCUAGCACAAAUGAUAUAUCAAACACUAAGGUAAAUCUAUCUCCCGUUUCUGUCGAUUUGAAAAUUAAGGCGAGUGAAGAAGCCAAGAAAGUAUUACCGGAAACUGAGAUAAAUGUAUUGCCUUCAGAUACAAAAACCAAUGUUAAUAAACCACUUGUAUCUCGACCUCCUAUCUCUAUUUUACCUGACGAUCCGAAAGAGAAACAAAAACAUGUUAUCAAAAUGGCAUUGGAACGGUUUCCCGUUUUAUCUUUGAAAUAUAGUAAUGAAUCUGGCGAUUAUUUUAACAGUUCAGAGGAAAUAAAUCACCGGGUUAAAAAAGAGCUGGAUAUUUUAUGUCGACGAUUACUUGAAUAUAAUGAAAAAACUUUUGGUUCUUUUAUGCUAGAAAUCACUAAACAGCAUGAGGAGCGGGUCGAAGCCAAUAAGAAAUUGCGAUCUGAGGUUGAAGAAAAGAAGAUAGAAUUACAACAGGCAGAAAAAUACCUUGAAUAUCUGAAAUCUCGCUCUACUCAUUAG